CGCCGGUGUCUCCCUGGAUGCGCAAGACGCCAUUUUGGAGUGACAGUGAAAGAGAACGGAAAGAUCGAGAAGCUGUCUUUCUAGAGCUUCGCCACCAUGGGGAAUGUAUUUGCAAGCUUAUUCAAGGGCCUGUUUGGCAAAAAAGAGAUGAGAAUUCUAAUGGUGGGGCUUGACGCUGCUGGAAAAACAACCAUCUUAUAUAAACUGAAACUCGGAGAGAUAGUCACUACCAUUCCCACCAUCGGUUUUAAUGUUGAAACUGUAGAAUACAAGAACAUCAGCUUCACAGUGUGGGACGUGGGCGGUCAAGACAAAAUCAGGCCGCUGUGGCGCCACUACUUCCAGAACACUCAAGGGCUUAUCUUUGUGGUGGACAGCAAUGACAGGGAGAGAGUGAACGAGGCGAGGGAGGAGCUGUCCAGAAUGCUUGCUGAAGAUGAGCUCAGAGAUGCAGUGCUGCUUGUUUUUGCAAAUAAACAGGAUCUCCCCAAUGCUAUGAAUGCUGCAGAGAUCACAGACAAGCUGGGCUUGCAUGCACUCCGUCAGCGCAACUGGUACAUCCAGGCCACCUGCGCCACCAGUGGAGAUGGCUUGUAUGAGGGCCUGGACUGGCUCUCCAACCAGCUGAAGAGUCAGAAAUGAUCCAUUCCACCAGUUUUGAUUUUUGUUUGUUGUUUAUUUUUCUGUUUCAAACACAGUGGCAGCACCGGAUCCAGGCCCCUACGCUCCCACCUUACCUAAUUUUCAACCCCAGCUCUUUCUUUCAAGAACAUCCUUCAUUCCCUACCUACUUCCUUCUGCUUUCUCCCCUCGUCCCUCGUCAGUACUCUUGGGGCUCUAGCCUGUGCUGCUUGUGUGUGUGGGCGUGGGUGUGCGUGUGUACCUUGUGUGUUCAGCGAGUGCGUGUGGGUGUGAAGGCGUCUCUGUGUAUGUUGGCUGGGAUUGGGAGUAACCCUGGCGUGCCUUUUACACACCUCCUGUGGAAUCAGCAGUCUGGUUUUCAAGCCCCUCCAUCCACCAAACUCAGUUCCUCGCUCAGCCUACCCCCACUCUCAGUCUUGCACGACCCCCUUCUCCCCACCCUUACUCUCCAGAGGAAGCAUGGUUUUCAUAAGGCAAAGAAAGAGCAAGGGUGCAAGCUCUCCUCCUCCCUCUCUGUAGUAUAUUAUCUAUGUUAACUAGAAGUGUUCACCCAAUGUAGAUUGAAUGCUAGAUGUUCAUUUUAACCUCUUUGAUUUUGAAACCUCAGCCCACCAGUAAGAGAUUCAGUAAAUUGCAUCUUAACCUGUAUCAGGUCGAAGCAAAUCAAAAAAAAAAAAAAAGGAGAAAAAACAACGCCCAUCCUCGAUCAUUCUGGUGUCAUCUGAAAAUCAUGCUGCUUGUUUUAUUAUUAUAUUGGAAUAUAACAUUAUUCUUAUCAAUGGUUCUCCAAUGAACACUACCUUUCUCCCCCACUGAGACCGUGAAGCACAAGGCAAGCCAACAACAAUCUUUCGGUGAAUUUGAAAAAAAGUCAACUUGAAAUCUAUAUUAAAAUUAGAAUCUCAAAACAUAUGCAAGUUCUGUCAUUUCUGUUUUUGGUAGUUGGUGUUUAAUUCCCUGCAUUAAUUGGAUUUUGUGAAGACCUCAAGUAUAAUUAAUCAUACUGACAGUGUUCCUACUUUAUGUAGGUCAAGAAAAGGUGUUGGGCAUUUCACAAACAUGAUUUCCACUAGUUAUCCAAGACAGGUUUCCUGAUACAUUCAUAAGCUUCACAUGUUAUUCCGUUACGAUGUUACAUGUGUUUUUUUUUCUGUGACUAGUUAUAGCAUUUCUAUUUGUACGUUGACUGCUGAACCAAAUGCAUUUGAGCAGUAUGACAAAUCCUGUAAGUGAAAGUAGUGUAUCCUCGAGGGCCUCAACUGCAUUUAACUUUUGACUUAAGCGAUUUAUUUUUUUUUUUUGCCACAAACUGUCGUUUUACAUUGACAACAAAAUCCGAAAGCAUCCAGCUGUCUAAUAUCCUGGUUGAGAUGAAGGAAUGGCACCAAAUAUGAAGGCUCUUAAACUGUGAACAGUCCAGACAUACGAAGAAAGGAAAACAUGUUUGAUGUCUGAGCGUUCGCGGCCUACUACACUGCAUAUUUCAUGAUGUGAUUACUUAAGACCAACAACACAAGUACUCAUUGCAGUACCUCAUCUGUGCGCUGGAAGAACUGGUAGUAGACCUGUAAAGGGGAAUGGGUGUGCAGUUAACUGGUCGUGAGUUUCAGCAGGCGUCCUCAGUGUUGAACCAUGGGGGUUAAACUGGCACUUCUGUCAAGGAUGAUUGUAAAUCUGUAAGUUCCCCUGUAAACUGUUUCUGUGGGGAUUUCCUGAACACAUUAAUAAACAUGAUUUGAUCCAA
Sphaeramia orbicularis (orbiculate cardinalfish) is the source of this 2386-nucleotide messenger RNA. RefSeq names its product ADP-ribosylation factor 1. The coding region runs from base 97 to 642 and encodes 181 amino acids. Gene Ontology annotation, molecular function: GTP binding; GTPase activity. The record is from RefSeq and is a predicted model, not a curated record. The transcript is spliced from 5 exons. Lineage: Eukaryota; Metazoa; Chordata; Actinopteri; Kurtiformes; Apogonidae.